UUCCCCUCCGUCGCAGCGGUGAAAACGUGGGUGGCCGCCCGUGGUGGUGUCUUGCACCCCAAGGAGCCGCCGCCCAUCGCCGUCGCCGUCCCCUCCCCCACCAGCGAGGACCGAUGAUGGUGUGGUGACGCCGCGCGGGGUCGCCACCCAUAUAAGCCCUAUCCCCGCCCCGCGCUUCAUCUUAACUAAGGCUGAUUGAGCCACCCUUCUCCCGGCCUGCCCACCUCUCUCGGCAGCCCCAUCAUGUCCACCGCGGCCAGGGCGUCUUCUGUUGCGGCAGCGAUGAUGGCGCCGGCGGCAGACCAGCUGCCCUUGAUACUGUGGCCGGUGCUCCUCCACGGCGUCGGCGCCGCGGCCCACCUCCUGCUCGCGCUCGCCGUCGCGGGGCGGCUAGUCCUCUCCGCCUCCGCCGGCGGGCGCGGGAAGGACGCCGCCGCGGAGAGAAGGGGCGGCGGUGAGCCCCGGUGGUCGCGCCGGGCAGUCGCGGUGCGCGCCACGUGGGCCCUGGCGGCGUGCGAGCUCUUCCUCGCCGCGUACUCGUGGGUCAUGUGGUACCUUGACAGCGGCGGCGGCGAUUGGAGGUCGCCCGACGUGGUGGCGGACCAGGUGGACGCGGCCGCGCGCGCCGUGGCGUGGCUGCUGCUCGCGGCGUGGCUGCAGGCCGAGCACGGCCGCCCGCGGCGACGCGGGGACCAGGAGCGGUUCCCCGCCGCGCUCAAGCUCUGGUGGGCGCUCUUCCUGCUGCUCUCCGUCCUCUCCGUCGCCGUCCACGCCGCCACGAGCCUCGACCGGCUCCCCGUGCCCGCGCAUUCGUGGGUGGGCGACGCCGUCUCGGUCCUCGCUGCCGUGGUGCUACUCGUCUCCGGGUUCUCGGGCACGAGAGAGGCUGGCGACUCUGCUUCUGAGGAGCCUCUGCUCAAUGGUGUCGCCGGGAACAACGGCAACGACACCGUCGAUGCUUCCAUGUAUACCGGCGCCGGCUUCCUCAGCGUCCUCACCUUCUCCUGGAUGGGGCCUCUGCUCGCCGUCGGGCACAGGAAGACCCUCGGCCUCGACGACGUCCCAGACCUUGACACCGGUGACAGCGUCGCCGGCCUGCUCCCGUCGUUCAAGACCAACCUCGAGGCGCUCGCGGGCGACGGCCAGAAGCUCACGGCGUUCAAGCUCACGAAGGCCUUGGUGCGCACCGUGUGGUGGCACAUCGCGGUGACCGCGCUCUAUGCGCUGGUUUACAACUUGGCCACCUACGUCGGCCCGUACCUCAUCGACUCCUUGGUACAGUACCUCAACGGUGAUGAGAGGUACGCGAGCAAGGGGAAGCUCCUUUUUGUCACCUUCAUUGUAGCCAAGGUGUUCGAGUGCUUGUCGCAACGGCACUGGUUCUUCCGGCUGCAGCAGGCGGGGAUACGUGCCCGGUCCGCGCUCGUCUCCGUCGUGUACCAGAAAGGGCUCUCCCUGUCCAGCCGCUCGAGACAGAGCCGCACGAGUGGUGAAAUGAUCAACAUCAUCAGCGUCGAUGCCGACCGUGUCGGGCUCUUCUCAUGGUACAUGCACGACCUCUGGUUGGUACCACUCCAAGUAGGCAUGGCAUUGUUCAUCCUGUACUCCACCCUCAGGAUUGCCUCCCUUGCCGCGCUCGGUGCCACUGUUGUUGUCAUGCUUGCAAAUGUACCUCCAAUGCGGAUGCAGGAGAAGUUCCAGCAGAAGCUCAUGGAUUGCAAGGACGUCAGGAUGAAGGCGACAUCUGAAAUCCUGCGCAACAUGAGGAUUCUUAAACUGCAGGGGUGGGAGAUGAAGUUCUUAUCCAAGAUCAUCGACCUGAGGAAGACAGAGACGAGCUGGCUCAAGAAAUACCUUUACACAUCGACCAUGGCCACCUUCGUGUUCUGGGGUGCCCCGACCUUCGUCGCCGUGGUAACCUUCGGGGCAUGCAUGCUCUUAGGGAUACCAUUGGAGUCAGGGAAGGUGCUCUCUGCAUUGGCCACAUUCCGGGUGCUUCAAGAACCAAUAUACAACCUUCCUGACACGAUCUCGAUGAUGAUCCAGACUAAGGUGUCUCUUGACAGGAUAGCAUCUUUCCUAUGCCUCGAGGAGUUGCCAAUGGAUGCUGUGCAGAGGUUGCCAAGUGGUACCUCUGAUGUUGCAAUUGAGGUCAGCAAUGGGAGUUUCUCCUGGGACGCCUCACCUGAAGCGCCAACUCUGAAAGACCUGAACUUUCAAGCUCGGCAGGGCAUGCGUGUUGCAGUAUGUGGGACAGUCGGCUCUGGAAAAUCAAGCUUACUCUCUUGCAUUCUUGGUGAGGUUCCAAAGCUAUCAGGAGAGGUCAAGAUUUGUGGGACAAUGGCAUAUGUCAGCCAGUCCGCAUGGAUACAGAGUGGCAAAAUUCAGGACAACAUACUGUUUGGAAAGGAGAUGGACAGUGAGAAGUAUGACAGGGUCCUUGAGUCUUGUUCUCUUAAGAAAGACUUGGAGAUCUUGCCAUUCGGUGAUGAGACGGUCAUUGGAGAGCGAGGCAUCAAUCUUAGUGGCGGACAGAAGCAAAGGAUUCAGAUAGCCAGGGCUUUGUAUCAGGAUGCCGACAUCUAUUUGUUUGAUGACCCUUUCAGUGCAGUUGACGCUCAUACAGGAUCCCACCUUUUCAAGGAAUGCUUGCUUGGAGCUUUGGCAUCCAAAACCGUGGUUUAUGUCACUCAUCAGAUUGAGUUCCUACCUGCAGCUGAUCUUAUUCUGGUAAUGAAAGGUGGGAGAAUAGCACAAGCAGGUAAAUACCAUGAAAUACUUGGUUCAGGUGAAGAACUCAUGGAACUGGUUGGUGCUCACCAGGAUGCUCUCACAGCAUUGGAUGCGAUUGAUGUUGCUAAUGAAGGCAGUGAGGCUCUCUCUUCCAGCGGUGCAGUAACAGUAAGCCUUUCAAGGUCGUUGUCUUUAGCUGAGGAGAAAGAUAAACAAAAUGGCAAAGAAGACAGCGGCAAGGUUCGAAGUGGGCAGCUGGUGCAGGAAGAAGAAAGAGAGAAAGGCAGGGUGGGAUUCUGGGUCUACUGGAAGUACCUCACGUUGGCUUACGGGGGAGCUCUUGUACCAUUUGUGUUGCUAGCGCAGAUACUUUUCCAAGUACUUCAGAUUGCUAGCAAUUACUGGAUGGCCUGGGCUUCUCCUGUGUCGAAGGACGUUGAGCCUCCAGUGAGCAUGUCGACACUGAUCUAUGUCUUUGUGGCGUUGGCUGUUGCAAGCUCACUGUGCAUCCUCAUAAGAGCACUGUUUCUUGUGACAGCUGCAUACAAGACAGCAACUCUGUUGUUCAACAAGAUGCAUAUGUCCAUAUUCAGAGCUCCUAUGUCUUUCUUCGAUUCCACUCCGAGUGGGCGCAUCUUGAACAGAGCUUCAACUGAUCAAAGUGAAGUGGACACCAGCAUUGCUUACCAGAUGGGUUCUGUUGCGUUUUCCAUCAUACAACUAGUUGGGAUUAUUGCAGUGAUGUCUCAGGUUGCAUGGCAGGUGUUUGUUGUGUUUGUUCCUGUAAUAACUGCCUGCUUCUGGUAUCAGCGCUACUACAUUGAUACAGCCAGAGAGCUGCAAAGGCUGGUAGGGGUUUGCAAAGCUCCAAUCAUACAACAUUUUGCAGAAUCUAUUACUGGGUCGACAACCAUCAGAAGUUUUGGCAAGGAAAAUCAGUUUGUAUCAACAAAUAGCCAUCUGAUGGAUGCCUACUCUCGACCGAAAUUCUACAAUGCUGCAGCAAUGGAGUGGCUUUGCUUCCGCCUGGAUACACUGUCAUCCCUUACAUUUGCAUUUGCUUUGAUAUUUUUGAUCAGUCUGCCAACUGGUCUCAUUGAUCCAGGAAUUGCUGGUCUCGCAGUCACAUAUGGGCUUAAUUUGAACAUGCUGCAAGCAUGGGUUGUCUGGAGUAUGUGCAAUUUGGAGAACAAAAUUAUAUCAGUAGAAAGAAUUCUGCAAUACAUGAGCAUUCCUGAAGAGCCCCCUCUUUCAAUGUCAGGAGAUAAGUUGCCUCAUAACUGGCCAUCGGAGGGAGAAAUUCAGCUCUCUAACGUCCAUGUGAGAUAUGCUCCACAACUACCAUUUGUUCUGAAGGGCCUUACGGUCACUUUUCCUGGAGGCAUGAAGACUGGUAUUGUCGGAAGAACAGGCAGUGGUAAAUCAACUCUCAUACAGGCCCUUUUCCGUAUCGUGGAACCUACUAUUGGACAGAUACUAGUAGACGGUGUCGACAUCUGCACUAUUGGGCUGCAUGAUCUGAGGUCUAGACUGAGCAUCAUUCCCCAAGAUCCAACAAUGUUUGAGGGAACUGUGCGGAGCAACCUUGACCCUCUUGGAGAGUACAAUGACGAUCAAAUCUGGGAGGCCUUGGAUAACUGUCAGCUAGGAGAUGAGGUCAGGAAGAAGGAGCUUAAACUUGACUCACCAGUGAUAGAGAAUGGAGAGAACUGGAGCGUGGGUCAGCGUCAGCUUGUCUGUCUUGGUAGGGUGAUUCUGAAACGGACCAAGAUACUGGUUCUGGACGAAGCCACUGCUUCUGUGGAUACCGCGACAGACAACAUGAUUCAGAGAACACUACGGCAGAAUUUUUCAGACGCAACUGUCAUCACAAUCGCGCAUAGGAUCACCUCGGUCCUCGACAGCGACGUGGUCUUGCUUCUUGACAACGGUGUGGCCGUGGAGCGUGACACGCCGGCCAAGCUGCUGGAGGACAAGUCGUCUCUGUUCUCAAAGCUUGUAGCAGAGUACACGAUGAGGGCGACACAUACAUAGCAGAUGAGCAAAAGCUCAGGCGAUUCUUCCAGGCCGUUGAGGCUGUCUUGAUGAGUGAGUCUGACCGUUGAUGAUGCCGAAAAUUUUCUGGUAGAUGAGAUGUGAAGUAGCAGCAGAUCUGCCACCAUAUGGUGUUUAGUCCUGCUAAAACUAGCGGUAACUUUUACAUGUUCUGAAUCAAAAGCCGAAAAGGUUCUUAAAAGUUUGUUAAAGCAGUAUUACUGUAUUGAUGUCUGAAGAAAGUAGUUGCUGAUGAUAGGAAGAACUUUUGUCAUGUGCUUGACGGUGGACUGUACACGCGGGAAAAGUUCUGUCACUAGGUAAUUUGGUGGACUGUGAUACCUGAAUAAAUAAAGAAUUUUGUUUAGUUUUGCAUUUUA
Messenger RNA from Brachypodium distachyon (stiff brome), 5147 nucleotides. Its product is annotated as ABC transporter C family member 3. Gene Ontology annotation, biological process: transmembrane transport. The transcript has 10 exons. The coding region runs from base 244 to 4767 and encodes 1507 amino acids. The record is from RefSeq and is a predicted model, not a curated record. Gene Ontology annotation, cellular component: plant-type vacuole; vacuolar membrane. Gene Ontology annotation, molecular function: ABC-type transporter activity; ATP hydrolysis activity; ATP binding. Lineage: Eukaryota; Viridiplantae; Streptophyta; Magnoliopsida; Poales; Poaceae.